Spodoptera frugiperda (fall armyworm) is the source of this 4215-nucleotide messenger RNA. Its product is annotated as alpha-(1,3)-fucosyltransferase C-like. Gene Ontology annotation, molecular function: alpha-(1->3)-fucosyltransferase activity. Bases 1532 to 2773 code for a protein of 413 amino acids. The transcript is spliced from 2 exons. NCBI's taxonomy places the organism in Eukaryota, Metazoa, Arthropoda, Insecta, Lepidoptera, Noctuidae. Gene Ontology annotation, cellular component: membrane. The record is from RefSeq and is a predicted model, not a curated record.
CUGGUCGGAUACUAAGCUGGUCAUCCCUCAAGUCUGUAUGUGUCCGACCGCGCAUCGUAAAGCGGCUGUUUCCACAAAGUUGUUCGUACACUUUUAUUAUACCGCGUAUGUGAGCCGCCGUGGGAUUUCCACCGUAAUACCACAAGUUACACGAAUUUAAAACAACGCGCGGCAUUAACAUCUUCCCGAGUACGCUUGUUACAAUCUAAAAUUGUUAAGAUUUAUGUAAUGCCUUUGAAGAACAUGCCUUGAAAAUAUUUUAAGGGAUGCUGUUAAUGUUUUAAUACCUUAAACAAAAUAAAGACAAACAUGGAUAUACAGAAGACUUUUUGAUUCUGAGGAUAGAGUUCACAGCCACAUAUCAGAAUAAAAAAAAAUCUGAUAUCGAAAACCAAACUGAGAGUAUCCUGUUUGUUAAUUAAUUUCAAACAUACGAACACUAGCAAAGAAAUCAAAACUCGUCUACAACUCGACACCAAACUAUUCUGCUAAUAGGCAAUCAGUAAAAGAAAGAAUGGGGAAUAAAUAAAGUGGCCUUUAAUCAAGGGACCGAUAUAGUAACUUUAUCUUGGCAGUUUGCGCGCCAACUUCGCCUUUAAUGAGCCGGCUGAGGGAUGCUCAUUGGAGCUGGCUACACUGCACGCCGCGAUUAAGGACGUUAGAACAAUUGACGAUGUCUUUAAGGUCGAAAGUGCUUCAUUUGGUUUCAUUGUCAUGUGAAUAAAUAAAGGUGUAAGGAUUGUAGGCGGUGAAUGAUCACCUGACCUAAAUGUUCUGUUACGUUUUGACAUCAAAUAACGUAGUAUCACGCCUUUCAGCCCCCGCAGAGGUAAGCAGAGGAAAGCACUUGUAUACGUGUGCCUUAUUUAUAACACUGACUUUUCACUAGAUAUAGUCCAGACUCCAUACUAUUACGUAUUUGCAAACACCAAAUACCAAUUAUAGUUCUUACCCUACCCAGAAAUUCAACCCAAUCAAGAAGGGGGACAACUAGUGAUUAAAAAAAUAUUAAUUUGAUAAACAGAGUAACAGAACAGAAGAGAAACCCAAACAGUUUCUGUUCCAUAAAUAAAAACGGAAUAAUAAACAUAAGGUAUACAAACUCAUAAUAAAAAACUUCAUUUCGUAAGUUCAUUCUAUUAAAAAGAAAAAUUGGUAUUUCCACGGUUUAUAGCUGUUUUUUUACAAACUGUCAUCAUCUUCACCUCUCUUUCUUUCUUAUGUGCAUUAUUACUGCUUUCAUUCAUGUUUGACAUACAAACACGCGUGACUGGAAAACUUCGAUAGUGAUGUAUAGUUGAGAAAAUCCCUGUAAAUAUCAGGUAAUGACACGUGCAGAACCGAGACAGAAAUCGAUAAUGAAUAUCUGUCACACUGUCUCAAGAACUAUUGAAUUGUAAUCACAAACUCAUCGAAUUCCCCUAUACUCGUUUUAUACUCUUUUGCAUCAAACAUCUGUCAUCACAUCACUAUUUACAUAAACGUCUUUGGUUAUUUAAUCUUGUCUUUAUUUAAUAUUUUGGUACCAAAAAUGAUUGUGAAGUACUUUAAUUUCAAAACUUUAUUUACAAAAAUUUUAAAUCGUAAUAAAAUAAUUAAUCGGAGAUCAUUUAAAUAUUUUAUCGGUAUUGUGAUUUUAGGUAUCAUUUAUAACAACGUGGUCAAAGUUUUUACGGAUUUAUACAAAUACCAUUUAGAAAAACAGUUUAAUUCGUCAAUAAAAUAUAUAUUGGUAUGGACGCCGCUUUCUGAAGAACCAAUUUGUUACUUGGGUGAAGGUAGAAAGGCGUUCAUUGAGAGAGGUUGCCCUCAUACAAACUGCUAUGUGACGGAGAACAGGAAGUUGCUGCAAAACAUCACAGAGUUUCAUGCGAUAGUAUUUCAUUUAAAAGAUAUGAGACCAGUGACGUUUGUCCGCCAUUCAUUCAAGAAGUGGCCCUUCCCGCGGCUCCGCAAGCCACACCAGAAAUACAUAUUCACUAGCAAGGAGUCCGACAAGUACUAUCCGUUAUGUUACAAGAAGUUCCACAACUUUUUCAAUUGGACGUGGACAUACAAAUUGAAUUCUGAUCUGAGCUUCAAUUAUAUAUUUGUGUGGGAUAAGGAUGGCAAUGUUAUAGGACCAAAGCAAGAAAUGCAUUGGAUGAAGGCGGAGGACAUGUUGCCGAUAAAUGAUACAUUGAAGGAAAUAUUGAAUACGAAGACAAUAGCAGCUGCGUGGUUUGUAUCGAAUUGUCGUGCUCCAAACAGAAGAUCUAAGAUUGCCAGAAAACUGCAAAUUGAACUGCAAAAGUAUGAUAUGCGUUUGGACGUGUUUGGUGCUUGUGGAAAGAUGAAGUGUCCAAGAUCCGAUAUGGAUGUAUGCUUACGCAAACUACGAAAUGAUUACUAUUUCUACCUGGCGUUUGAGAAUUCGUUCUCAGUAGACUAUGUGUCGGAAAAGUUAUUGUGGGCACUCAACAAUUACGUAGUACCGGUGGUGUACGGCGGGGCAAACUACACGAGGUUCAUGCCAGAUGGAAUAUAUUUGUCUGCGAUGAACGUGUCAGUCGAAGAAUUAGCGAAGAAAAUGGUGAACAUUAUACGUGACAAAAGUGCAUAUUACGAAUUCUUCAAAUGGCAUAAUCACUAUUCAUUUCACAGCGAAUGGGAUUCCGUGGAAACUGACCACUAUUGCAGAUUCUGUACAGCACUUAGUAAUGAAGAAAAAUUUAAAGAAACUAGUAUUUAUAAGGAUAUCGGUAAAUGGUGGAGUCCUCAUGUAUGUCGGUAGCUAAGAUCAUGGCGUAAUCAAAUGUUUAAUCUACACGUAUGUCGUCCCUACACAUCAUUAUUACAAAACUAAAGAAUUCCUUCAUUGGAACACUACUUCUAGAAAAAAAAAACAUUCAGACAUUUUAUACAUAUUUUUUUUACAUUUUGUUAAAGAAUAUGACCAUGUUUUUAAUUAAUUUCAAUACUUUUUAAAUCAGUUUAUUAUAAAGAUGACUUCGAAGUCGUUCAGCCUACGAGUUGAGAGUUCAACUAAUGGACAGGAAAUCAAUAAUUUUGUAGCAAAUGUUGAAAUAUUCAAAUAUACUUUUUUUUUCCUACGACUUUUCUAUAUAAUAUUACUCGGUACUACCCAGUAGUAGUUGUUGUAAAUAUUUAAUCAUACUCUAACUAAAGCUAGGUGUAGUUAUUAUUAUAAUCGUAGCAAUCUAAUAUUAAAGAAAAUAACUGUGUAGACUGUGCCCCACUAAAAUGAAAGUUUCAAAUAAGAUAACUAUACGAUAGAAUCAAACAGAAUACUUACUUGCAAUAGUCUUAUUUACUUAUCGACUUAAUAUUAUUCAUGUUCAAAGACCUAAAGAAAAGAUUGAAUCUAAAUUGAAAGUCAAAUCAAAAUUCAAUUAGACGUUGCCUUAAAAUAUAUGCGAGUUCAAGAGAUGAGUCGGUACAUUAAUAUGAUUACAAGCCAAAACUUAUUUUCUUAAUAUCCAACAAGCCAUUUGUAAGGCUGUCAUCAAGAGGUCAUUAGCGCAAUGAAAACAAAUGAAUAAUGUAAGCGAAAACAAAGAAGCUACAGGAUUAGCUGCAACAGUCGCCGCUCAUUUACAUAAUAAAUUCGAAAAUAUAGCAGACAGCCAGCCGCCAAGGGAAGUUUUAACUGAAUCGGUAACCAACGAAAAAGGAGAAUUUGCUAAAACAUUUUGGUGCAGUCCAUACACUGGUUAUGGUUUUAAUAUUUUAUGUAGAAAGGUAUUGUUUAUAAUGAUUGUAUUAUAAAUAGUAAUCAGCUAUUCACAGAAGACAUUUAACUUCAAAAGCAUAGCACAAAAAAUGUUUAAAUUAAACACAAAUUAUUGCAUUAAGAAAAUUUUCAGGUACCUCAAACGAUUAUGGCAUCAUUUGAACGUCCGUAAUAUAUUUGUGAGAUUUAUCGGGAUCGAUUGAAACACUAAGUAAUAAUGAAACAACUAGCUGGCCCGGCAAAAUUCGUACCGCCUCAAACAUGUUGUUCUCAACUUUUGAACCUUCCUGGACUUCCACAAAUAAUAAUUCAAGACCAAAAUUUUCCUAAUCCGUCCAGCCGUUUUCGAGUUUUAGCGAGACUAACGAACAGAAAUUCAUUUUUAUAUAUAGAGAUACAAACCAGACCUAAGACCUAAGAAGUACAAACUAGAACUUUAGUGUUCAUUAUGGAAAAACUUAAAAAGAUCCAAUAUUUAGGCU